AUGCUGCCAGUGUACGCGGAGGUGAAGCCCAACCCGCUGCAGAACGCGAACCUCUGCUCGCGCGUGUUCUUCUGGUGGCUGAACCCCUUGUUUAAAAUUGGUCACAAACGGAGAUUAGAAGAAGAUGAUAUGUAUUCGGUGCUUCCAGAAGAUCGCUCGAGGCAUCUGGGAGAAGAGUUGCAAGGGUACUGGGAUAAAGAAGUUUCAAGAGCCGAGAAAGACGCUCGGAAGCCUUCUUUAACAAAAGCAAUCAUAAAGUGUUACUGGAAAUCCUACUUAGUUUUGGGAAUUUUUACGCUCAUUGAGGAAGGCACCAAAGUAGUCCAGCCCAUAUUUUUGGGGAAAAUUAUUAAUUAUUUUGAAAACCAUGACCCCACUAAUUCUGUGGCUUUGCAUGAAGCCUACAUGUAUGCCACGGUGCUGACCAUCUGCACUCUCAUCUUGGCCAUAUUGCACCAUUUAUACUUCUAUCAUGUUCAGUGCGCGGGCAUGAGGCUACGCGUCGCCAUGUGCCAUAUGAUUUAUCGGAAGGCGCUUCGCCUCAGUAACGUGGCCAUGGGGAAGACCACCACCGGCCAGAUCGUCAAUCUGCUGUCCAAUGACGUGAACAAGUUUGACCAGGUGACCAUAUUCUUGCACUUUCUGUGGGCAGGACCACUGCAGGCGAUCGCAGUGACUGCCUUGCUCUGGAUGGAAAUAGGAAUAUCCUGUCUUGCUGGGAUCGCAGUUCUGAUUAUCCUUCUGCCCUUGCAAAGCUGCCUCGGGAAGCUGUUUUCAUCGUUCCGGAGUAAGACCGCAACCUUCACAGACGUCAGGAUCAGGACCAUGAAUGAAGUUAUAACUGGCAUAAGAAUAAUAAAAAUGUAUGCUUGGGAAAAGUCAUUUGCAGACCUUAUCACCUACUUGAGAAGGAAGGAAAUUUCCAAGAUUCUGAGCAGUUCCUACCUCAGAGGAAUGAAUUUGGCAUCGUUUUUCGUUGCAAGCAAAAUCAUCAUUUUUGUGACUUUCACCACCUAUGUGCUUCUUGGCAACGUGAUCACAGCCAGCCAUGUGUUUGUGGCGGUGUCUCUGUAUGGGGCUGUGCGGUUGACCGUCACCCUCUUCUUCCCCGCGGCCAUUGAGAAGGUGUCUGAGGCGGUCAUCAGCAUCCAAAGAAUCAAGAACUUUCUGUUACUUGAUGAGAUCGCACAGCGCACCCCUCGGCUGCCAUCAGAUGGUAAAAUGAUAGUGCAUGUGCAAGACUUCACUGCCUUUUGGGAUAAGGCAUCAGAAACGCCAACCCUACAAGGCCUUUCCUUUACUGUGAGACCCGGGGAAUUGUUAGCUGUGAUCGGACCUGUGGGAGCAGGAAAGUCGUCACUGUUAAGUGCUGUUCUUGGGGAGCUGCCCCGGAGCCAGGGGCUGGUCAGCGUGCAUGGAAGGAUCGCCUACGUUUCUCAGCAGCCCUGGGUGUUUUCGGGAACUGUGAGAAGUAACAUUUUAUUUGGGAAGAAAUACGAAAAGGAACGAUACGAGAAAGUAAUAAAGGCUUGUGCUUUGAAAAAGGAUUUGCAGCUUUUGGAGGAUGGAGAUUUAACCGUGAUAGGCGAUCGGGGAGCCACGCUGAGCGGAGGACAGAAGGCCCGGGUCAACCUUGCAAGAGCAGUGUAUCAGGAUGCAGACAUCUACCUCCUGGACGACCCUCUCAGCGCAGUGGAUGCAGAAGUUGGCAGGCACUUGUUUGAACUGUGUAUUUGUCAAACCUUGCAUGAGAAGAUCACAAUCUUAGUGACUCAUCAGUUGCAGUACCUAAAAGCUGCAAGUCAGAUUCUGAUAUUGAAAGAUGGCAAAAUGGUGCAGAAGGGGACUUACACGGAGUUUCUGAAGUCCGGGGUAGAUUUUGGCUCCCUUUUAAAGAAGGAAAACGAGGAGGCUGACGAGAGUCCAGCUCCAGGAUCUCCCGCUUUGAGGAUUCGGAGCUUCUCAGAGUCUUCUGUUUGGUCCCAGCAAUCGUCCAGACCCUCGCUGAAAGAUGGCGCGCCGGAGGUGCAAGCCAACGAGAGUACACAGGUUGCUGUGUCAGAGGAGAGUCGUUCAGAAGGAAAAGUUGGUCUUAAGGCCUACAAGAAUUACCUAAUAGCCGGUGCUCACUGGUUGGCCAUCGUGUUCCUCAUUCUACUAAACAUCAUAGCGCAGGUUGCCUACAUUCUUCAGGACUGGUGGCUCUCCUAUUGGGCAAAUGAACAAAGUGCCCUGAAUGUCACGGUAAAUGGAAAAGAAAAUGUCACUGAGAAGCUUGAUCUUGCCUGGUACUUAGGAAUUUAUUCAGGUUUAACUGUGGCUACUGUCCUUUUUGGCACAGCGAGAUCUCUGUUUGUAUUCUACGUCCUCGUUCAUUCUUCACAAACUUUGCACAACAAGAUGUUCGAGUCCAUUCUGAGAGCUCCAGUGUUGUUCUUUGAUAGAAACCCAAUAGGAAGAAUUUUAAAUCGUUUCUCCAAAGACAUUGGGCACAUGGAUGACUUGCUACCCCUGACGUUUCUAGAUUUCUUCCAGACGUUUCUACAAGUUCUUGGUGUGGUGGGCGUGGCGGUGGCGGUGAUCCCGUGGAUUGCGAUACCUCUGAUUCCCCUUGGCAUCCUUUUCUUUGUUCUUCGGCGAUAUUUCUUAGAAACGUCGAGAGAUGUCAAACGCCUGGAAUCUACAACGCGGAGUCCGGUGUUCUCCCACUUGUCGUGCUCUCUCCAGGGACUCUGGACCAUCCGGGCAUAUAAAACUGAAGAGAGGUUCCAGGAACUGUUUGACGCUCAUCAGGAUUUGCAUUCAGAGGCAUGGUUCUUGUUCCUGACAACGUCCCGAUGGUUCGCCGUGCGUCUGGAUGCCAUCUGCGCCAUCUUGGUCAUUGUUGUUGCCUUUGGGUCCCUGAUUCUGGCAACAAGUGUUGAUGCUGGGCAGGUUGGCCUGGCCUUGUCCUACGCCCUCACACUCAUGGGGAUGUUCCAGUGGUGUGUCAGGCAAAGCGCCGAAGUGGAGAAUAUGAUGAUUUCAGUGGAAAGGGUGAUGGAGUAUACAGACCUUGAGAAAGAAGCCCCUUGGGAAUACCAGAAGCGCCCUCCGCCGAGCUGGCCCCAAGAAGGCACGAUUGUCUUUGAUAAUGUUAACUUCUCGUACAGUUUAGACGGGCCUCUGGUUUUGAAGCACCUGACAGCACUCAUUAAAUCAAGGGAAAAGGUUGGCAUUGUGGGAAGAACAGGAGCUGGAAAAAGUUCCCUCAUCUCAGCGCUUUUUAGAUUGUCAGAACCGGAAGGUAAAAUUUGGAUUGAUAAGAUCUUGACAACUGAAAUUGGGCUUCACGAUCUAAGGAAGAAAAUGUCCAUCAUACCUCAGGAACCUGUUUUAUUCACUGGAACAAUGAGGAAAAAUCUGGAUCCCUUUAAUGAGCAUACGGAUGAGGAACUGUGGAAUGCCAUAACAGAGGUACAGCUUAAAGAAGCCAUUGAAGAUCUUCCUGGCAAAUUGGACACCGAGUUAGCUGAAUCAGGAUCGAACUUCAGUGUUGGACAGAGACAGUUGGUGUGCCUCGCCAGGGCCAUCCUCAGGAAAAACCGGAUAUUGAUCAUUGAUGAAGCGACAGCAAAUGUGGAUCCAAGAACUGAUGAAGUAAUACAAAAAAAAAUCCGUGAGAAAUUUGCCCAGUGCACCGUGCUAACCAUCGCACACAGGUUGAACACCAUUAUUGACAGUGACAAGAUCAUGGUUUUGGAUUCAGGAAGACUGAAAGAAUAUGAUGAACCCUAUGUUUUGCUGCAGAACGAAGAGAGCCUGUUUUACAAGAUGGUGCAGCAACUGGGCAAGGCAGAAGCUGCUGCCCUCACCGAAACAGCAAAACAGAUAUACUUCAAAAGGAAUUAUCCAGAUAUUACUCACAGUGAGCAUGUGGUUAUGAAUGCUUCCAACGGACAGCCCUCAGCCUUUACUAUUUUUGAGACAGCGCUGUGA
Messenger RNA from Neomonachus schauinslandi (Hawaiian monk seal), 3978 nucleotides. It is a transcript of the gene ABCC4, whose product is annotated as ATP binding cassette subfamily C member 4. Gene Ontology annotation, cellular component: plasma membrane. Lineage: Eukaryota; Metazoa; Chordata; Mammalia; Carnivora; Phocidae. The transcript is spliced from 32 exons. The record is from RefSeq and is a predicted model, not a curated record. Gene Ontology annotation, biological process: transmembrane transport. The coding region runs from base 1 to 3978 and encodes 1325 amino acids. Gene Ontology annotation, molecular function: ABC-type transporter activity; ATP binding; ATP hydrolysis activity.